CCCUUUCAUCGUCACUGCCACCUGACUGAAAUAACCUGUCACACCAUCAGAGAUGGAUGAAUAAAGCUUAUUUCACUUUAUCCUUCUUCACAUACAUUCACAGAGGAUUUAACAGCGUGCGCAGGUGGAGACAGGUGCAGCAGGAGCGGUGUCUGGGUGUAGGUGCGCAGACUCGAAGUCCUGCUCCAUUACUCCAGCAGGUGGCGGUGUUGCGCCUCAGUGUUUGCAGUACGCCACCGUAGAAGAAGAAGCAGGAGGUCCGGUUCGCGUGUGACAGCAGCGGGUCGUGGCGUGAGGGGUCUGACAGGUGAACAGGAGGACAUUGGCGUUGGACAUGUUGGCGCUGCGGUGCAUCAUGGGUGACCUGCAGGGAGGACGGGGACUCCUGCGGAGCCUCGGGAGGACUUUUGCAUCUUCGGUGGUGCUGAGCUUGGGGCAGCGGCCGGCCCAGGUGGGUGGGCGCCCUCAGGCUCGCUUCCUGUCUGGUGAUCGGGACACGGCAGCGGCGGCGGCCAAACUAAAGCUGCGCACUCGGCUGCUUGUCACGGUGCUGUUCGGCGGCAGCCUGCUGGGCGUGUGGUGGUACGUUCAUGCGGAGAGGGAGCAGAAGCUGCGGCGGCAGCGCGUGGAGCAGCUGCGGCAGGUGGCGCUGGGUCAGGGCACCUUCAGCCUCGUGGACCACACCGGGCGCCGCAGGACCAAGCGGGACUUCCUGGGCAGCUGGGUGCUGCUGUACUUCGGCUUCACGCACUGCCCCGAUAUCUGCCCCGACGAGCUCGACAAGCUGAGCGUCGCAGUGGCAGCUUUGGACCGCAACGCCUCGCUGCCACCGGUGCAGCCGCUCUUCAUCACCGUGGACCCGGAGAGGGAUGACGUGGCGGCGCUCGCCCGCUACGUCAAAGACUUCCACCCCCGGCUGAUCGGGCUGACGGGGACGGCGGAGGAGGUGAAGCACGCGGGGCGAGACUACAGAGUGUAUGCCAGCCCCGGGCCCAAAGACGAGGACGGCGACUACAUCGUGGACCACACGAUACUCAUCUACCUCAUCAGCCCCGAUGGCCUCUUCCUCGAUUACUACAACAGGAUGAAGAGCGCCGAGCAGAUCGCCGACAGCGUCCGCAAACACAUGGAGAGCUACGUCACACUCUGAGUUCCAGCAGUUCUGCAGCCAAUCAGGGGCCUUUCCUGUAAUGACCACUCAACGAUGGAGGAUUAAUGGUUUCCUGUCUUCAUCCAGGAUGUGCCUCUGUGGUGAUGCGGGGCUGUAAACGUGUUUGAAUCUUUGAGUUUUAUCAUUAAUCACUAAAAACAUAAAAGAGACGGUGGGAACGUCCUGAGUGGAUGGCGCCGUCUCACUUCCUGUUUCUAUUUGUGAUAAAACGUCAGAUUUACCUGGACAGAGUUCCUGUUUGAGGUGUUUGUAUCAGACAGGUGAAGCUGUCCUUGUCUUUGUCUCAAACUGCUUCCAUCUGAAGGCCCGGGGUCACGACCUGGGGUCACGCUGCAACUAAAAGUGAAAUAAGACAUUUUGGAGUGGCUUUUUUUUUGGAUGAUGAUGUAAUGAUGAUGUAAGCUGUCACACAGACAGACUGAAACUGAUGGAGCAGCUGUGACUUUGAAUCACAUGAUGCAGAACACGGUUUUUCCACACACACACCUGACGGAUCUGCUCUGGAAAGCCUGCACAGCUGUUUUGACAUUUCCGUGGAAACACCAACCUGACCUUUGGUACCACCAUCAUCAUCACUGUGCUUGCAUCAUUGAAAUAAAUUAAUGCAGUAAAAACAGGAAA
Molecule: messenger RNA, 1792 nt
Organism: Archocentrus centrarchus (flier cichlid)
Lineage: Eukaryota; Metazoa; Chordata; Actinopteri; Cichliformes; Cichlidae
Gene: sco2
Product: synthesis of cytochrome C oxidase 2
Exons: 3
Coding region: 335-1150 (271 amino acids)
Biological process (GO): mitochondrial respiratory chain complex IV assembly
Source: RefSeq, a predicted model, not a curated record